Odobenus rosmarus divergens (Pacific walrus) is the source of this 2019-nucleotide messenger RNA. RefSeq names its product solute carrier family 44, member 3 (gene SLC44A3). Lineage: Eukaryota; Metazoa; Chordata; Mammalia; Carnivora; Odobenidae. Gene Ontology annotation, cellular component: membrane. The coding region runs from base 61 to 2019 and encodes 652 amino acids. The record is from RefSeq and is a predicted model, not a curated record. Gene Ontology annotation, biological process: transmembrane transport. Gene Ontology annotation, molecular function: transmembrane transporter activity. The transcript has 16 exons.
CUCCCGCGGACAGGUGGCGGCGUCGGCUCGCAGCACCCCCGCCCCGCCCCGGAGCGCAGGAUGCAGUGCCCCGGCGCCCAGUACCUGGCUUCUGCAGAGAGAACCCCCCGGCAAAGAGAGUGGAGACCUCAGCUUUAUAGGAAGUGCACAGAUACGACAUGGCUAUUCCUGUUCUUUCUCUUUUGGACUGGUUUGAUGUUCAUCACAGGCUACUCCGUGGCAGCAGGCGCCACGGGAAGACUUCUCUUUGGCUACGACAGCUUUGGCAAUGUGUGUGGCAAGAAGAACUCCCCAGUGGAAGGGGCCCCUCUUUCAGGGCAGGACAUGACGCAAAAAAAACAUGUGUUCUUUAUGAAUUCCUGCAACCUGGAAGUCAAGGACGUGAGGCUCAACUCCACCGUCCUCUGUGUGUCCAGAUGUCCCGAAGAGCAGCUCAGUACCCUGGAAGAAGUCCAGCUCUUUGCAGACAACAAUGGGUCCUUCCUGUGUGUUUAUAGUUUGAAUUCCAUCAACUACACCCAGAAUCCAAAUGCAUACUCACUGUGCCCCAGGCUACCAGUUCCUCCAAGCAAGUCUUUCCCCUUGUUUAACCGAUGCAUCCCUCAAACGCCUGAGUGCUAUUCCUUGUUUGCAUCUGUUUUGAUAAAUGAUGUCGACAUCCUCCAUCGAAUUCUAAGUGGAAUAAUGUCAGGAAGAGACAUAAUCCUCGGCCUGUGUAUCUUUGCAUUAGCCUUGUCUUUGGGCAUGAUAGUCACCUUCCGAUUCAUCACCACCCUCCUGGUUCACAUUUUCAUCGCACUGAUUAUUUCGGGACUGUUGUUUGUCUGUGGUGUCUUAUGGUGGCUGUAUUACGACUAUACCCAUGACCUCAGCAUAGAAUUGGACACAGAAAGGGAAAAUUUGAAGUGUUUGCUGGGGUUUGCUAUUCUAUCUACAGUAAUCACGGCAGUUCUGCUCGGCUUGAUUUUUGUCCUCAGAAAGAGAAUAAAAUUGACAGUUGAGCUUUUUCAAGUCAUAAAUAAGGCCAUCAGCAACUCUCCUUUCCUGCUGUUGCAACCACUGUGGACUUUCGCCAUCCUCAUUUUCUUCUGGGUCUUCUGGGUAGCUGUGCUGCUGAGCCUGGGGACUGCAGGAGCUGCACGGGUUAUUGAAGGUGGCCAAGUGGAGUAUCAGCCUCUCGUAGGCAUUCGGUAUAUGUGGUGGUAUCAUUUAAUUGGCCUCAUCUGGACCAGCGAAUUCAUCCUCGCAUGCCAGCAAAUGACGGUAGCCGGGGCACUGGUCACUUGCUAUUUCAACAGAAAUAAAAAUGACCCUCCUGAUCGCCCAAUCCUUUGGUCUCUCUCCAUUCUUUUCUGCUACCAUCAAGGAACAGCCAUAAAAGGGUCGUUUUUGAUCACUCUGAUGAGGAUUCCGAGAACCAUUCUCAUGUACAUUUCCAACGCUCUGAAAGGCAAGCAGCAUGGUGUGUGGUCCAGGUGCGUGUUCAGAUGCUGCUUCUGCUGUUUCUGGUGUCUUGACAAAUGGCUGCGCCAAUUCAACCAGGAUGCCUACCCUGCAACUGCCAUUAAUGGGACAGACUUUUGUACAUCCGCACAAGACGCACUCAAACUCUUAUCCAAGAAUUCAAGUCAUUUUACAUCUGUGAACUGCUUUGGAGACUUCAUAAUUUUUCUAGGAAAGGUGUUGGUGGUGUGUUUCACUGUUUUUGGAGGACUCAUGGCAUUUAACUACAACCGUGCACUCCAGGUGUGGGUGAUCCCUCUGCUGCUGGUUACUUUUUUUGCCUACUUAGUAGCCCAUAGUUUUUUAUCUGUGUUUGAAACUGUGCUGGAUGCACUCUUCCUGUGUUUUGCUGUUGACCUGGAAACAAAUGAUGGAUCGUCAGAAAAGCCCUACUUUAUGGACCAAGAGUUUCUGAGUUUUGUAAAAAGGAUCAACAGAAUAAACGCUGUGAGGGCGCAGGGAGCUGAGCGCUCAUUAAGGAACGAGGAGGGAAUGGAACUCCAGCCCGUGGUGUGA